UGUGGCAGUAGGUCUUCAGUAGAGGCUCUUUAUCACUCACAGAGACCAGCAGCUGUAUUUGAAGUGCUGCUGCUGUUCCGGGGGGAAACAUGAACCAGGCGGACCCCAGCGGCGAUGCGCAUCUAGGCAACAAACUGAAGUGAGAGUGAGAAGCAGCUGAUGCACUUUAACCCGCAAAAGAGCACUAAACGAUGGGUGAAAAAAAUUAUACUUUGCUUUCAGUAACUUGGACUCAAGGCCAGAACCCUCAGGACCCUCUCAUGGCAAGUUAUGAUAUUACAAUGGAUUACGACAUUCCUGUGGACCAGAUUCCGGACACGACCCAGGGGAGAGCUUUUUUUGUCUCUACCAUCGUCAUCGCCAUCGUUCUGGUCUGCAUCAUGCUUGUCUGUGGCAUUGGAAACUGUAUCUUCAUUGUCACAUUGGCACGCUACAAAAAGCUGCGCAACAUCACCAAUCUGCUCAUCGCCAACCUAGCCGUCUCAGACUUCCUGGUGGCGGUGGUGUGCUGCCCGUUUCUGGUGGAUUAUUACGUCGUUAAGCAACUUUCCUGGGACCAUGGGAUUUUCUUGUGUAUUUCCAUCAAUUACCUUAGGACCGUGUCUCUCUACGUGUCCACCAACGCCCUGCUGGCCAUCGCUGUGGACAGAUACAUGGCUAUCGUGCAUCCUCUGAAGCCAAGAAUGAAGUACCAGACAGCCUACUGGCUCAUACUCGGAGUCUGGAUCUUCCCGAUCGUCAUCUCUGUGCCUUCGGCCUACUUCGUUACGGAGCAUGAGUACCCUCAUGGAGCUGUCACCCGUGGCAACAAGAUCUUUUGUGCACAGAUCUGGUCAGCAGACCAGCAGCUCCUUUACCGCUCUUACUUCAUGUUCAUUCUGGUUGUGGAGUUUGUAGGACCCGUGACGGUCAUGGCGCUGUGCUAUGCCCGGAUCUCCAGCGAACUUUGGUUCAAGAACGUCCCGGGGUUUCCGACCGAGCAGCUUGAGCAGCGUUCACGCCGAAGGAGGCGUACAGUCGUUGUCCUGAUUGCUGUCCUCGUGGCGUACGUGCUUUGCUGGGCACCCUAUUACGGCUACGCGCUCCUGCGGGAUUUCUACCCGUCGGUGAUUACGCGCGAGCGGAACUCACUGGUUGCGUUCUACAUCAUCGAAUGCAUUGCCAUGAGCAACGGGGUUAUCAAUACACUGUGCUUCGUGAGUGUGAGGAACAACGCCCCUAAGUGUCUGAAGAAGGCGAGAUGCACGCAGUGGCGAGUCGUGGCGAGGGACGCCACCGUCGCUAGAGUCAAGAUGGUGGUUGAGGGCGAAAUGAAGACUUCUUCGCUCAAAGUGACUGAGGAGGAUGAAUGUACACGAAUAAAAUAAAGAGAUGAGUGUUCUGGAAAUGUACAGCAUGCUACUCAGGUAUUUUGGGAUCAAUCUAAAUAUGACAUGAUCUACACUUUUUCAGAAUGUCUUAAGUCAAAGGUUCUUUCUAGCUGAAAAAGGUUCUACAUCAGACCAGUGCAUGAAAGGAAACUCUGUAUUAUACGGAGGAUCUAGAUUACACUAAUUUGUACACUGAGUGGCCGGAUGAUGAAGUCACAUCACACCUACCUUUUCCAUCCAUUAAAGAAGGUUCUUCUGAAAGGGUAUUGGAAUAGUUGUGGGCUACUGAUGCUCUUGAGGGAUCUUAAAGGAUUUCAGAUAACCAAGACCAAAGAGAAAUGACAAAUCCUUGGACCAACAAAUAACGACAAAAAUAAAACAAUAAAGAAUGCUGUUCAAGACUAGAGGACAAUAUACACUGUAUGGACAUACGUUUGUGGACAACUGAGCAUGAGCUCCUUUUUGACAAUCCCAUUCCACAUUAAGUCCACAUUUGCUCUUAUAAUAAACUCCACUCUUUUGGGAAGAUGCUCUGGAUUUUGUGGAGAUUUGUGAAAGAUUUUUUUUUUAGCCACAAGGGUGUUAGUGAAGUAAGGUACUGAUGUAGGUGAGGUAGGUGAGAUGAAGAUUCCUGCAGUCAGCGUUCUCAUUCAUUGCUCAAAAGGUUCAGAGCUUUAUGACAGGAGAUCUUCCACACCAACCCAUGGACAGCAUAUCUUCAUGGAGCUGGCUUUGUGCACAGAGGCAUAGUCAUGCUGGAACAGGAUUGGAUCUUAUAGUUCAAUGAAAAUUUCAUUACCGCAUCCAAAAUCUAUAUUUGUUUCUGGGUUUCAAGAUUCAAGAUUUUAUUUGUUACAUAUGUAGAUUAUAUACAUAAUUCAACUUGGAGUUAAAUGUAAACCUGAUCGGCUGCUCAGAAAAUUGUGCAAUAAAUAAAAGGCU
This is a messenger RNA of Silurus meridionalis, 2312 nucleotides long. RefSeq names its product prokineticin receptor 1a (gene prokr1a). The transcript is spliced from 3 exons. Bases 192 to 1367 code for a protein of 391 amino acids. NCBI's taxonomy places the organism in Eukaryota, Metazoa, Chordata, Actinopteri, Siluriformes, Siluridae. The record is from RefSeq and is a predicted model, not a curated record. Gene Ontology annotation, molecular function: neuropeptide receptor activity. Gene Ontology annotation, biological process: neuropeptide signaling pathway. Gene Ontology annotation, cellular component: membrane.